This is a messenger RNA of Ruditapes philippinarum (Manila clam), 1403 nucleotides long. Its product is annotated as ly6/PLAUR domain-containing protein 6-like. NCBI's taxonomy places the organism in Eukaryota, Metazoa, Mollusca, Bivalvia, Venerida, Veneridae. The transcript is spliced from 5 exons. Gene Ontology annotation, molecular function: acetylcholine receptor regulator activity. The record is from RefSeq and is a predicted model, not a curated record. The coding region runs from base 513 to 1007 and encodes 164 amino acids.
AUUUAUUAUUACUUUAUCACUAUUUUUCUAUAAUCAAAUCAGCAUACCCGUUACAGACAUAAUAUGAGCGAAUUAACGAACUCGUGAAAACAUGCGUUCACGUGUUAUCAUCAAACAAUCACGUGUAAGAAUGUGAUCAAUCAGUUAACGAUUCUGCCGACAGUAAAUAUUGCCGACAAUUAUAUCCGACGUGAGAAAUACCAUCCAUUACAUGCUCUGAUACCGUCAUCACAUUGCCCUUUGUAGUCACCGAUCUAUUUGAUAAUUAGAUAAUAAUGUGUUUAGAGUGUUACUUUUAACACUGAUUACACGAUAAAGAAAUAAAGUAUAUAAGAACAAAAUAAAUAAAUACAAAGCCAUACUGUUAUUUUGGAACAAGCAUUCAUGUCAGGACUUAUCUAAUAUACUAAAACAACUUCAUUUAUACAUUUACAUACAACUUUAUUCUUUACCUUGUGCUUCUCGUGAUUGGAUUUAGUUCAGGAUAAAACACCUUUAAAGAUUAUAGAAAAAUGGCCUACCUGGUGAGCUUUGCUUUGGUACUUUUGGCUGUCAUGACGACAGGGACAUUUGGAGUACACAUCCAUAUAGAUUACCGGAACUUUGAAGCGUUGACAUGUUACACGUGCCCAAUGAAGAAGGAUAACGAACAAUGCAACAAUUGGGCGCCUAACAUACCAUGUCCAUUCAGACACACGGUAUGCAAGACUGUGCAUCAUAUAAAUGAAAGAACGGGCAAAAGUAUACAAGUUGACAAAAUGUGCGCCAUGCCAGAGCAAUGCAGCAAUGAUCACGUAGGUUGCAAGGCUACGGGUUUAGAAGGAGAAAUCGAAUGUAUCUCGUGCUGCACAGUAUCUUACUGCAAUGUCGCCGUACCAUACAACGUCACCACGUCACAGACACUGUCCGCUUCAUUGAUUGGUUCAACUGCAAGUCACGUGACAAAAGUGGGCUGGCUUAAUAUUACAGUUACGUUUGCCUUCUUGAUAAUUCUAAGAAUUGUAUGAAGUUUAAAAUACAAGUUGUCAGAAAAAAGUGCUACAAAAUCGUUUCACAGGUGACGAGAGUCAUUUUUUGUUUACAUUGAACAAAAAGUUAUUAGCCAAAUUGGACGUAUGUUCAGACCAGACUGGGACAGAUUGUUUUUUUGUUCCAGGUUAAGAAUUGACUGGUUUAAAGCCUAGUGCUACUUGAGUUUAAGACAUUUAUAGGUUUUUUUUAUAAAUGAUAUUAUUAGAAUAGUUUGCAUGUAUAGAUGUUUGCAAAAUAUAUUUAUGCAAAACGUUAAAUGAGAGCAUAAAAGACCCACUUAUAGAAACUGUUUCAUGAUCACAAGACAGCUGAACGGAUAUGCAUAAUGUAUAUUAUACGUGGAGAGACUUUUUUAGAUAAUGCCAUUUGGA